Calidris pugnax (ruff) is the source of this 983-nucleotide messenger RNA. Its product is annotated as butyrophilin subfamily 1 member A1-like. The transcript has 5 exons. The record is from RefSeq and is a predicted model, not a curated record. Lineage: Eukaryota; Metazoa; Chordata; Aves; Charadriiformes; Scolopacidae. The coding region runs from base 1 to 969 and encodes 322 amino acids.
AUGGGGAGGGCAAAGCAACACCCACGGGAUUCAGCAGUGGAGUUCAGAGUGGUGGGACCAGGCCGACCUCUCCUUGUCACUUUGGGGCAGGACGUUGUGCUGCCGUGUCACUUGUCCCCAGAGGUGGACGCUCGGAGCUUGGAGAUCAGGUGGAUCCGGCACCAGGUCUCUGAAACAGUGCACCUCUACCGAAAUGGAGAGGACCAGUAUGGUGAGCAGAUGAAGGAAUACGCUGGAAGGACAGAGUUGGUCAGAGAUGGUCUCUCCAAUGGGAGCCUGGACUUGCGGAUCUCUGGGUUGAGACCCUCUGAUGAUGGCCAGUACAUCUGCACUGUGCGAGAUGCUGCCUCUUAUGGAGAAGCUGUGGUGGAGCUGGAGGUGGCAGCCAUGGGCUCUGUCCCUCUUCUCUCUCAGGAGGCUUACGAUGAAAUAAGCAUCCGGGUGGUGUGUCGAUCGGCCGGCUGGUACCCGCCACCACAGGUGCUGUGGAAGGAUGGUGACGGGCAGCAUCUCCCUUCGGUCUCCCAGAGACAUUCCCCAGAUGAGAGGGGCCUCUUUGAGAUCGAAGACGUCAUCAUUGUGAGGUGGAAGGCAGGCAUGAAAGUGUGGUGCGUGAUGAGGAACAGCCUCCUGGAGCAGGAGCAGGCGUCGUCCCUGUACAUCUCAGUUCCCAUUAUCUACAAGGAUGAUUUCUGGAUUGGAUUUGUGGUUGCAUUCGCCCUGCUUUUUCUGAUGAUUUAUGUUGUCAUGGAUUGUCUCUGGCGAAGGAAAGGGCUGCAGUCCAGAGCGCUGGGUGAGUCCUGGCCCCUGCCACCAGCAAAGCCUCCUGAGAAAGGAGCCUCCAGGGAGGGACAUAGCUUUGGAUGGCUCUUGCUGGUUCUCUGGUCAUUGAUGUGGGCUGAUGGAGCACAGAAGGGACUGGAGAGCACUGGGUUUGGCAUCUGGGCACGGGAUCAGGCUGAGUCUUAAAUCUCUGCUUAAGU